Molecule: messenger RNA, 679 nt
Organism: Vitrella brassicaformis
Lineage: Eukaryota; Vitrellaceae
Source: the annotation of a GenBank genome assembly
AGCUUCUCCCGAAACCGCUGCUGCUGUAUUCUUUGUUUGUUAUGAGCGCUCAGCUCCAGCAGAAGAGCUCCAAGCCCAACAGCAUGGCGUCGCCUGCAGCAGCUGCUGGCGUGACCAUCGGCACCAGUGAGGACCAGCAUACCCCCGAUUUGACGGCGUUUGUCAAGAGCCUGUUGAAGGAGAUGGAGCAGCGUUUCCAGACGAUGAGUGAUUCCAUCAUAAACCGCAUCGACGACAUGGGCAGCCGCAUAGACGACCUCGAGAAGAGCAUCUCAGAGCUCAUGGAGCAGGCAAGAGGAGGGAAGGGGAAGGGAGUGCCAGGAGAGAAGGGCGCAUGCAUCCAUAUGUACGAAGCAUGACCAUGAAGACUUAUGUGUGUUCUUGUAUGGAUUUUGUCACGCAGGCUGGCGUGGACGAGCAGCCCUCAGCCCCUGCUGGUGCCCAGAAGUGAUAUGCAGGGCCUGGCGUCCCCGAGUAGCGGAUGGGUGGAUGGCCGGAUGGAUGGAUGGAUGGAUGAGUGUCGUGUCGUGCCUUUUCUUCUUGUGAGAGUGCAUCGCUGACUGGCUGUCUGUGCAGAGCCUGUAGAUACAUAUUUGACUGAAUGGCUGAGAUGCAAUGGGGUGACUGACUGAAGGAAUUGAGCGCUUGCACAGCGACCACGCAGAAAAAAUGAAACGAC